AUGACCACCGGCUUCCAGACAGGCAUAAAGGCUACCCUUCUUGUUACCAAGAAGAAAGGUAUGUCUGACGAAGACUUUGAACAGCAUUAUACCAAAGUCCAUAUCCCUAUAGCCGCGGAUAUUUUGAACAGACACCGAGUUUUGUAUUACGGAGUCCAAUUUAUUACUGGCGAAAACAAGGAAAACGUCCAAGCACUGUUCGGCGGCGCUGUGGGUAGUAUUGACUGUGAUGCAGUUGUUACUACUAUUUUCCCCGACAUGGAUUCUUUGAAAGCAACUUUUGCGGAUCCUGAGUUUGUAACUAAGCUGCAUCCUGAUGGGAAGAUUUUAACAGAAGAUGAUGGCCGCAUGGUAAUCGGAAAAGAGUUUGUGGGCGUCCGGAAUGAGGCAAAAGCGGUCUAG
Trichoderma atroviride IMI 206040 is the source of this 402-nucleotide messenger RNA. RefSeq lists its product as uncharacterized. Lineage: Eukaryota; Fungi; Ascomycota; Sordariomycetes; Hypocreales; Hypocreaceae. Gene Ontology annotation, molecular function: oxidoreductase activity. The record is from RefSeq and is a predicted model, not a curated record.